CUGCUAAAUCGCGUUCGUGGCUGUGUCCUCUGGCUUUUCCCUGGUCAUACUUGUAAUUAAUCCGAUUUUAAUCGCGUCUAACAAACACUUGGUGUUUCGUGCUGUCAUUAUGGGAACGUCUGGAAGAUAUAGAUAUAAUAGUUAUAAAAAUGUGAUCGUCUAGAUUUUAUCUUUUGAGGAAUCUAACCUGUACUGCCCUGCAAUACUAAACAUAUUCGAUACUACGGCUUAUUUGGGAAACUCCCUUCACAGCUCAUGUUCUAUUUUUCUGUAUCAUGACAACUAUAAAGGUACAUGGUGGAAUCGAUAUCUUGAGGUUGCCGGUAAAUGAAGAGGUGCAUGUUUGUCCACCAUGGCAUAUCAAGUAUACGCAGUCUCACAUACUGCAUUCCAAAUGCUCCAAAAGUGAGAAUGGUUGUAGUAGCAAAGACAAGGAGGCCUGUCAGUUUUGUGUAUAUAAUAAUGCACUAGAGUUACCACAUAUGCCUGACAUGGUAUUUCCCAAUAAUGUAUUGAUUCUGAAGCAUCAGGAUGGAGCUUUGCUGCAAUUUAAUGCUUUGGAUGCUCUGAGACAUGUAUCUAAUGGAAAGAUCAGCGUACAACUAGCUUGUGCAGAAGCAUGGAAGGAAUCUAGAUCAAAUAGCAGUGAAUAUUUGGAAGAAAAAGUAAAACCUUUCGAUUGGACAUUCACUACCGAUUAUACUGGUACAACAUUUGGAUUUGAAGUUGAGGAGACAAAUGAGAGGAUUAAUAUGGAUAAAUUAAGACAGAAAGACAAGAUAUUGUUUUAUAAUGAUUUAACAUUAUUUGAGGAUGAACUUCAUGACAACGGUAUUGCUGUGAAUUCAGUAAAAAUUAGAGUCAUGCCGAAUAGUUUCUUUAUAUUGUUACGAUAUUUUUUGAGGAUUGAUAAUGUAAUGCUCAGGGUAAACGAUACUCGUAUUUACCACGAACUCGGCAAAAAUUACUUGUUACGCGAGUUCACAUCGCGGGAAGCUAAAGUUCAAGAUAUUCGGGUCUCCCCGGCGCUCUUUCUGGAACCGAGUGAAAUAGCGCCCCACUUGCCGUUGAUCGGAAGCCAAUAUCAUAAAUUGAUAAUACCUGAAAAAGAAGACGAAACUAAAUUAAAUGAAGAUGCGACCGAUUUCCAAGACACGCCCGCGGAAUCGCAGAAUAUAUCCGCGACCGAAGAGAAGCUAGUAGAAUCCAGUGAACACACAACGGACAACUCCAUCACUUAAGACUUUCGCGCUGAAAUUUCCGCAUUAAGUGAUAUUGUGCUCGCGAAGGAACAUUAACGAAGAACUCACUGUACAGAUCACACAUUAGUUUUCAUACUUUGUCCGUGACAAAAUACAGUCGAAAGAUCUAUAUUUACGCAUCGAAAAUAAAACGAAAAAUUUACAUCGCUUUUAUCUCGGACCGAUCGAUAUCAAGUUCUAUCAAAACCGAUCUCGGUCUUAUCACGCUUGCCAUUUUAGUAUUUGCAACUUUUUCUUCCUUUGAUUUUUUAUAAAUACUUUCCAAGGAAAAUUAUCCAUGUUGAUACGAACUUUGCGAUGUAAGCUUGGCGCAUCCAAAUUAUAGCUUCAUUCGUGAAGUAUAUACUCCCAUCGUGGAUUGAGAUGUUAUAAAAAAUAAUAAUUACGAAUAAAAAAUAAAGUGUACUUCCUACA
Molecule: messenger RNA, 1676 nt
Organism: Odontomachus brunneus
Lineage: Eukaryota; Metazoa; Arthropoda; Insecta; Hymenoptera; Formicidae
Product: TIP41-like protein
Exons: 6
Coding region: 276-1241 (321 amino acids)
Biological process (GO): TOR signaling
Cellular component (GO): cytosol
Source: RefSeq, a predicted model, not a curated record